AUGUCAAUUAGUUCAGUUAUUAAAGAUAUUAAAGGACGUCUUGAUGGAAAAACUGCUAUAAUUACUGGUGCCGGAAGCGGAAUCGGUUACGAAACUGCUAUUCUAUUUGCAAGAGAAGGUGCCAAUGUUGUUGUCGCUGAUAGUGAUCUUAAGGCGGCUGAAGCUUGUGUGGAAAGGAUAAAGGAAAAAUUCCCAAUUCAUGUCCGAAAACAUACUCUUGCUUAUAAAGUGGAUGUUACUAAAGAAGAGGAAGUAAAGAAAUUGGUAGAAGCUACUUUGAAAGAAUUUGGGAAACUUGAUAUAAUGUUCAAUAAUGCAGAUAUAAUUCAUCCUCAUGAUGAUAAUUGUUUAAACACUGAUGAGAAAGUCUGGGAUGUUACAAUGAAUACGAACGUCAAGGGUGUUUGGUUUGGUUGUAAAUAUGCUAUUGAAGCAAUGCGAAGAAAUUCUAAUAGUAAAGGAAGUAUUAUUAACUUGGCGAGUUAUACCGGUUUCUUGGGAUCAGCAACUCCUCAAAUAUCUUAUACUGCUUCCAAGGGUGCUGUUAUUGCUUUGAGCCGUGAAUUAGCCGUUACUCAUGCUCGUGAAAACAUUCGUGUCAAUACAUUAUGUCCUGGACCAUUACGUACUCCAGAAUUGAUGAAUUUACUUAAUACUGAUGAUAAAAAGAACAGACGUCUUUGUCAUGUGCCAAUUGGACGAUUCGGUGAACCAAUUGAAACUGCCCAGGCAGCCGUAUUCUUGGCAUCAGAUGAAUCAUCAUAUAUUACAGGAACUGAAAUAAAGAUUGAUGGAGGUCUCACCGCUGCAUAUGUGACUUCCGAGGAUGCUUGUACGAGCUUACCGCCAAAGAACUAUUUCAAAACU
This is a messenger RNA of Racocetra persica, 867 nucleotides long. The record is from the annotation of a GenBank genome assembly. Lineage: Eukaryota; Fungi; Glomeromycota; Glomeromycetes; Diversisporales; Gigasporaceae.